GUGUGUGGUACAAUUGAAAGUAGUGCGGAUAUGACAGCGGAAUUAAAUAAGGGUCCCAUGCUUGGCCAGCGGCAUGUGCAGUCCUUUUUGCUCUUUUCGGCCAUCACGGUCAAUUUUAUGACCAAGUUCAAUGCUGGAGUGGCGGUUGUGGCAAUGACCGAUGCCGAAAGUACCAAUCCGGACUUUCCAGAGUACGAUUGGACCGAAAUGCAGCGCUCUUACAUUCUGUCCAGCUUCUUCUGGGGCUACAUAUUAACCCAAUUUCUGGGUGGAUGGCUGUGCAGGCGCUACGGAGCCAGAAUCACCAUGUUUGCUUCGACCUUUGGAUCAGCUGUGCUGGUUGCCCUGGUUCCCUGGUUUGUUUCCUGGGGUGGCUGGCAGGCCUAUUGUGCCCUCCGAAUGGCGAUGGGUCUGUUCCAGGGCUUUGUGUUCCCCUGCAUCCAUGCCCACUUGGCUAACUGGUGUCCUGUGAACGAGCGAAACCGGCUGGGAGCCCUGGCCAACAUGGGUAUUGAUGUCGGAACCCUGGUGUCCAUGUUCGCCAGUGGGUUAAUUGCAGCCUCAAGUAUUGGCUGGCCUGGGAUCUUCUACGUGUGCAGUGGUGUCGGAAUUUUCUGGUGCAUUAUGUGGUGGUUCUUCGGAGCCGACACUCCCGGUGAAUCCAAGUUAAUCAGCGAGGCGGAGCGCAUCUAUAUUGAGAAUUCGAUCAGGUCCAGUCACAAGGCGAAUGGGGGACAUGCGGGGACUGCCAUUCCGGUUCCUUGGAAGGCCAUUUGGACAUCGGUGCCUUUCUGGGCUUACAUGAUCACCAAAUGCUGUCAGUCAUGGGGAUUUUCCACCCUCCAGACCGAGAUGCCUGCCUACAUGAAUGGAGUCCUGUUGAUGGACAUGAAGAAAAAUGCCCUCUACUCUGCUCUGCCCUAUUUCGCAUCCUGGGUAAUGGCCAUCGUCUACCUAAUCAUCGCGGAUAUCCUGCUGAACAGGGGCAUUAUGUCCAUCACUGGCAUUCGCAAGACCAUAAACUCGAUAGCGUUCUUUGUGCCCGCGGCUGCUCUGAUCGGAGUCGGCUUUUUGGACAGUGAACAGAAGACCUUGGCCGUGGUGCUGAUGUGCACCAAUGUGGGAAUCAAUGCUGGUUCCACAAUUGGUAGUACCAUAAACACCAUCGACUUGUCACCGAAUCAUGCUGGUAUUUUGAUGGGAAUUGCAAAUACGGCGUCAAACGUUAUACCCAUUGUGACGCCCCUCCUCGUGGGAAUUAUGGUCAAAGAUGUUCACGAUCGCCAGCAGUGGCAGGUUGUGUUCAUCAUCUCCGCCGUGAUCUUCGUCGUGGGCGACUUAAUCUAUCUCGCCUUCGGUCAGAUGGUUACCCAACCCUGGGAUGCACCCGACUUUUUGGAUAAGGAACGAUCCCCCAAUCUACAGGAAGAAGGGUACUCCAAGGCUCUGGAAGCAAAAGAGUCCACAAAUGUUGAUGAGGCUAAACGUAAAGAAAGUGAAGCUGGCUUAGAAAGCGAGGUACCAAAAAAGAAGGGUCUUAAUGAUGAGCUCUGAAAUCGAAAACACCAAAACAUAUUACUAAAGGCUGGUCCGAAACUUUUUUGACAAAAGUAAAAACUUUAUAAAUACACGUAAAUACAA
Molecule: messenger RNA, 1641 nt
Organism: Drosophila subpulchrella
Lineage: Eukaryota; Metazoa; Arthropoda; Insecta; Diptera; Drosophilidae
Product: putative inorganic phosphate cotransporter
Exons: 4
Coding region: 31-1554 (507 amino acids)
Biological process (GO): transmembrane transport; monoatomic anion transport
Cellular component (GO): plasma membrane
Molecular function (GO): transmembrane transporter activity
Source: RefSeq, a predicted model, not a curated record